Molecule: messenger RNA, 705 nt
Organism: Condylura cristata (star-nosed mole)
Lineage: Eukaryota; Metazoa; Chordata; Mammalia; Eulipotyphla; Talpidae
Gene: SURF6
Product: surfeit 6
Exons: 5
Biological process (GO): ribosomal large subunit biogenesis; ribosomal small subunit biogenesis
Cellular component (GO): nucleolus
Molecular function (GO): DNA binding; RNA binding
Source: RefSeq, a predicted model, not a curated record
CGUGCCAAGGACGCCUACCUGCAGGGCUUGGCCCGGAGGAUCUGCGCCCCGCACAGCCCGGAGCCGCAGGGCCGCAAGUCCGGUGGCAAGCCUCGGGGCACAGAAGCCACUGGGUCCCCAAGUAAGAAGAGGAGAAAAGCCCAGAAGAAAGUCCGGGAGCGGAAGCCGAAGGCUGCGGAGCCCAAGGCCCAGUCCCGGCCCCAGACGACUCCAGUAGUUUCUGGGGCCAGGGAGCCCGCAGCCGCCAAGGGUGAUCCUGCCGCAGAGCCUGGCUCCCUCUCCGCCCUGGAUGUUCUGCGGCAGCGUCUACAUGAGAAGAUACAGGAGGCCCGAGGCCAGAGCGGCCCCGGGGCGCUGUCUCCAGCAGUUCUAGAGAAGCGCAGGCGCAGGAAGCAGGAGCGGGAGCGGAAGAAGAGGAAGCAGAAGGAGCUGCGGGCCAAGGAGAAGGCGGCCACGGCGGCCCCCCAGCCGCCUCCCCAGGCGCCUCCCCAGGCGCCCAGUGACCAGGCGCAGGGCCCGCCCGGGCUGCUCUUCAACAAGGUGGAGGUGGGCGAGGACGGGCCGGCCGGCCGGGCGCAGCGCAGGAAGGAGAAGAGGCAGAGGGUGAAGGGGAACCUGACGCCGCUGAGCGGGCGCAACUACCGGCAGCUGCUGGAGCGGCUGCAGGCCCGGCGCGCGCGGCUGGACGAGCUGCGGGAGCGGGAC